CAUUAAUGCCCGAUGAAAUUUCAUCAAUUGAAGCCAAUCUAUUCAAUGAUAAUUGCAAACUAUUUGUGCCAACAUUUGAAUGUCUUCCCCAAACACUACAUCGAGUGCUGACUAUAGCCCGCAAAAGAGGCGUGAAGACGUUAGUAAACGGCGCGCCGCCCUUCUCGACACCGCCUCCCAAAGAGAUGUACCCAUUAUUUGAUGUGUUUUGUCUGAACGAAACCGAAGCCACGAUAACCACUGGAGUGGACGUUAAGACUAUAGAAGACGGGAAAAAGUCGUGUCGAGUGUUAUUAGAGAGAGGAUGCGGUUCUGUCAUCCUUACGAUGGGAGACAACGGAGCGCUUUAUAUGGACUCGUCGGUGGACUUUCAUGUGCCCGUUCAACAAAAGGUUACUCCAGUGGACACUACGGUAUGUAAUAGUUAUUAAACAUUUAUAUGCAUCCGAUUUUGACAUUUAUGUAUCGAUUGGGCAAAACCUGUCCGAAGAGAAACCUCUGAGAUUUGAUAUAAGAUGUAACGAAAACGAGUGCAACAAUUAAUCAAAA
Messenger RNA from Medioppia subpectinata, 549 nucleotides. The record is from the annotation of a GenBank genome assembly. Lineage: Eukaryota; Metazoa; Arthropoda; Arachnida; Sarcoptiformes; Oppiidae.